UUCAUAACAUCAAACAUCUAAGAAUCUUUCUUUCUUAAAAUGGCAAGUUCUAUAAUUCCAUGGGAAAUUCUUGAUCUUGUAUCCAAUAUUCUUGACCCUAAAACUUUAGCCUUAGCUUCAUGUGUAUCAAAAACAUGGUGCACCACCAUGUCAUCCGACCACCUUUGGGAACAACCAUGCACCACCACCUUUCCUUCCCUCUCCCACCUCCGUACAACCACCGUUCCACCACUCCCUUACAACCGCCUUUUCGGAAUCGGUCACACCGCCACCAAACGCCGCCAACAAGCACCAUCAAACCCAAAAAUCACUCUAGAAAACCUCAUUUUCAUCAUAACAAUAAACAACUCAAACUCACCACCUAUAACCAUCAUAAAGCCCGGAAGCAGUCUCUCACUUGACCCAAAAUCUCUGUUUCGGUUCGAUAUCGAUGUUCGGGACCACGAAAAAUGGCUAAAGUUUGAAGUAUUAGAUGAAACGAAGGUGACAUGGAAUGUGGUUUCAAAAGGGUAUGAAAGUGUUUUCACAAUGAUGAAUUGUAAAGGGAAAGGAAGCUUUGUAUCGGGUAGUGAUGGGUGGUUUUCGGCGGAGUUGCCGGCGGCAGGGUGUUGUUGUGCGGCGAGUUGUGGUGGGUCUAGUGGUAUGAUGGCGGAUAUGAAGCUGGUGAUGAGGGAAGAAGGGAAGAAAAUGGUGGUUGAAAGGAUUAGUGUGGGAGUGAUGAGUAUUUUGAGUUGGAGAUAUGUUUGUGUUGAUGAUGGGCUUAGAUACUUGCAACAUUUUCUUCAACCUUGUAAUAGUAGUAAUAGUUUGUGAUAUGUAUGUAUAUAUAG
Erigeron canadensis is the source of this 830-nucleotide messenger RNA. Its product is annotated as probable F-box protein At5g04010. NCBI's taxonomy places the organism in Eukaryota, Viridiplantae, Streptophyta, Magnoliopsida, Asterales, Asteraceae. The record is from RefSeq and is a predicted model, not a curated record. The coding region runs from base 40 to 813 and encodes 257 amino acids. Gene Ontology annotation, biological process: SCF-dependent proteasomal ubiquitin-dependent protein catabolic process; gibberellic acid mediated signaling pathway. The transcript has a single exon. Gene Ontology annotation, cellular component: SCF ubiquitin ligase complex. Gene Ontology annotation, molecular function: protein binding.